Messenger RNA from Impatiens glandulifera, 1336 nucleotides. RefSeq names its product RNA pseudouridine synthase 1. The coding region runs from base 26 to 1078 and encodes 350 amino acids. Gene Ontology annotation, molecular function: pseudouridine synthase activity; RNA binding. Gene Ontology annotation, biological process: pseudouridine synthesis. The transcript has 3 exons. The record is from RefSeq and is a predicted model, not a curated record. Lineage: Eukaryota; Viridiplantae; Streptophyta; Magnoliopsida; Ericales; Balsaminaceae.
UUUACAUUCCGUCUGUACGCCCUCAAUGCAAUUCACAUUCGCUCGUAUUCCCGCCGCCGUUCCGUAUCCACCUCGCUUCAGAUUCUGCAGAAUGGAGAGAAUUGAAGCCAUGGGAGACCAAAUCCCGUCCAAUUCUCAAGAAAUCCUUUCAGAAGAUGCCCUCAAGAAUUAUCCCAAGCCUUUGUCCCCGCCGCUCCCGGCACUUUCCCAGCCGAUCGAGCUUAGCAGAGCCAUGUCAGCUUCUUCCAGAUCUAGCUUGUUUUCAUUCUCCAGAAGCGAUAUAAUCUUCGAAGACCAAUGGCUCAUGGCCGUCAAUAAACCUGCUGGUGUAUAUUGCGAGAAUGUCCUUUCUUCCAUCGCCACUCUCUUCACCAAUUCCACUCAAUCAGAGACUGGAUCCAGCAGCUUAGAACUUCAUCUUGCCAAUAGACUUGAUCGAGACACUAGUGGUUUAAUGUUAGUCACCAAGUCUCAUAAAGUAGCUGCAAAGCUUGUCAAGGCUUUUACUGAACACAAGGUUAGGAAAACAUAUAUAGCUCAUUGUGUUGGGAUUGCUCCAAAAUGGGAAAAAAUUACUAUUAAAUCUGGCCAUGGACGUUCUAAAUAUGGAGUAUGGCGUGUUUAUGCUGCAUCAGAUGUAGGCAAGAAACUUCCAGGUGGGUCAGUUGUAAAAGAUAUGGAAACAACUAUUGAAGUGUUAUCCAUAAAUGGAAAGGAAAGGUCAAUUGAGUCUUCAGAAGAAAGGGUUUUAGUUGUAGAAGAAAGAUCUGUAGUGGGAUCAGAUACUGCUGAUAAUAGUGAAAAGGAUGAAGUUUUGGUUAGAGCGCGUCCUCGAAGUGGAAGAACACAUCAAAUUCGCCUGCAUUGCCAAUAUCUUGGAAUAUCCAUUUUAGGGGAUGUGAAAUAUGAGGGGGUUUAUGAAAGGAAGGGGAAAAUAUAUCAAGGCCAUGAACUUCAUGCAGAAAGCAUAUCCUUUGAGCAUCCCAUUACCGGCCUUUCUGUCAUGUUUCGUGCUCCAUUACCUUCAUGGGCAAGUGAUCAGACAGACACUUCCAUGAAUUGUAUACCAAAUACUUGAUGAGGAUCUCUAAUGUGAGAAUAUCGCUAUGGGGAAUUCGAUAUCCUCAGACGUUUGCAUUUUUGUAGUUUAGUUUUUUAUAACACAAUUGCAUAGAGGAUUGAUAAGAUUGCUGAACAAUCUGUGUACAAUUUAUUUAAUUUAUUAGUUCAAGUGUCUAAUUGUAGGGUAAAUGUAACUUUAUACACUAAACACAUAUUGGGGAAUUUACCCUAUUGAAUCAAUCUUGCCCUCCCUAAGGGCUAUUUUCUUCUCUUC